AUGAAUGAACUCGAGAACCAAGCUUUUUUUCUCUUUUUCCCUUUUCACCAAGGCCUCAAUACUCAUCACAGUACACCACAAAUCAUAAAUAACAGAGUGCAAAGCACACACCGCCGCCGCCGCGCGUUAAAUAAUAAACUCGGCGACGAAGUUUUAUCAUCAAAUAUGGGUCGUUCAGCUUCGGACUUUGCGGAUAAGAGAGAGGUGUACUUAAAAUAUCUCCCGAAAUCGUGCACGGACGAGCAACUGAGAGAACUGUUCGAGCCGCACGGGAAAAUAGUUCGCCUUUGGCAUUCGCGACAUCCAGACACGGACGAGAGUAAAGGGUACGCGUUCUUAACAUUCGAGAAGAAAGAGACGGCGAGAUACGUGGUGAGAAACUGUAAUCAACAUCCGUUCAACUAUUUAGACGGGAAACACGUGGAGAUUUCGCACGCGCAACCUUGGGAACAACACACGGCGAAGACACACGUAGGACUGAAAAAUAUCGAAGCCAGAGAGAACUCGGUAACCGAAGGAGGAGUGAAGAAGAAACAAGGACACAAGCAUAAACUUUCCGCGAAAGCUCGGCAGAGAGCGAAGAAACGGAAGGAGAAAGAAAUGUUGGCGGCUGGUAAGACUUGA
This is a messenger RNA of Bathycoccus prasinos, 624 nucleotides long. RefSeq lists its product with no specific name. The record is from RefSeq and is a predicted model, not a curated record. Gene Ontology annotation, molecular function: RNA binding. The transcript has a single exon. NCBI's taxonomy places the organism in Eukaryota, Viridiplantae, Chlorophyta, Mamiellophyceae, Mamiellales, Bathycoccaceae. The coding region runs from base 1 to 624 and encodes 207 amino acids.